Molecule: messenger RNA, 1265 nt
Organism: Sphaerulina musiva SO2202
Lineage: Eukaryota; Fungi; Ascomycota; Dothideomycetes; Mycosphaerellales; Mycosphaerellaceae
Exons: 4
Coding region: 95-805 (236 amino acids)
Source: RefSeq, a predicted model, not a curated record
GUCAGCCAGGCGGCCCAGGCCUAUCGCAAAGGGAAAAAAGACCUGAUGCCGGACUCCUCAUCAGGAGAAGCGGCAGAACUCAUAUGCCAGGUACAUGGACCUACUAUCGCGCCAUUCUGUUGGUCUGUCCAGGAUGUGGCACCUCGAAGCGGACAGUGAACCACGUUGGACGAGUUGCUGGAAUUCCACCAACAUUGCCCGGAGGACGAACCGUGAUGCCUUGUGGCUUGAUCAGACAAUGAUUCCGCAGUUGUUGCGAAUCUGGUGGCAGCCUCUCUUAGUCCAAUGGCUUUUUAUACAUCUCUCCCAGAUCACCUCACUGGCUUCGCCUUGGCCUACCGUGAGCCUUGCAGGCUAUUAUCGAAUAAUCACCAGCCCCCAGGUAUUCUAUGUUGCUGCUAAUCUCCGCGAACAGGCCAGAGUAUCGCUAUCGUCGCUGCCAGACGGCAGAUAUAUACCUCCACGAUGUUGGACUUGCUUCGCCUCCUCUGUCACAUCGAUUUCCCACCCACGCUCAUUCAGGCAGAACGCUACCCACACUCAUUCAACACGCGAAUUUCACUUGCUCCAACACCAUCUCCAAUACUCUCUCUCCAAUCACCCAAACACCAAAAAACCCACUUCGAACCAGAACCAUGCAUUUCUUCAAGGCAAUCGUCGUCGCCGCCAUGGCCUCCUCCGCAGCCGCUAUGCCAAUGCCAGUCUUUGGCCUGAACCAUAUCACCAACUCGCUCGGACUACACGCCGGCCCAACGAGGGCAUGCAAGGCUUCCCAAAUGUGCCGUAUGACGAAGAGAUUCUUUGACUGGGAGUAAAUUUGACAGUCCAUUCGACCUUGGGUGGAGCGCCACAAGAGUUCAGCAACCCACUAUCCGAGACGCGGAAUCUUGUAUCAGAAAGGACGAGUUGGCUACACAGGUUCCCCACGGAUUCUACAACUCAACUGGGGCGUUUCACUUUUUUUGGUUUAUGGCUUACGCUUUUGUGUGUUGUGUUGUAUAAGUGAGGGUCAGGGGAGAAUCCCGUAUUCAUUCGGGAUGAGGUCGUUGACGGAGUACAUUUUCUCUCUCAAGAUCGAACGAGCGUUUCGCUCGUUCGGGACUUAUCGUUGUUGUUGUAGUAGUAGUAGGAGGGGGAGGAGGAGGAGGUAGUAGUGACUUCAACACGAGGUAUUUUUGUGGAAAUGGCCAUUGUGUAUUAUUUAACGUAAGGAAUCAGGCGUGUUGGAUGCGAUGCCUUUGGUUGUAUCCUCACGAUUGAAUGAA